AUGCAUAAUCAGGGUCCUCCCUGGCAGCAACGCGAGCAACUCAUAAUUCGAAGUGGUAUAGCUUUACUUCUUGAUUGUUUUAAGUUGGAACCAGACUGUUACGGACGCCCCUGCGGCGACAACCAGGUGUGUGUUCCGGGACUCCUUGCGGACGGGAACAUGAAUGGCUGCUCGUAUGCGUGCCUAAACGUAUCAGGACCUGUUUGUCCGCUUCCGGAAUGGCUAAAUGGUCCUCGGACGCCCGGCUCGAUUAACACUCUCAGUUGCAAUGCAUGGGAAGCAGGAGGAGGGACAGCAACAUGCGGCAAAGAUCUAAGGUGGAGCGCCGUGGUUAAAAAGUGCAGACCCAUUUUAAACCUCAAGUGUCAAAACGAUACGGUGUGUGCACCAAUCAACGCCCAGUGCCGUAGCGAGAGAUGUGAAUGCGAACCUGGCAUGUCGUAUAACUUCUCUGACAACCUGUGCGUUGCAGCUGUCUGUGUGAGUCCAAAGUACCUAGUGAACGGAGAAGAGCCGGUGUCGGACGCCCAGUUAAGCGCCUCGUCAGUUUAUCACAAUGAAUCGAGUCAUUGUGCCAGCAAAGCCAGACUACGUGCAAGUAUUCAAGAUGGUUAG
Molecule: messenger RNA, 615 nt
Organism: Mya arenaria
Lineage: Eukaryota; Metazoa; Mollusca; Bivalvia; Myida; Myidae
Exons: 4
Coding region: 1-615 (204 amino acids)
Source: RefSeq, a predicted model, not a curated record